AUGGAUUCGCUGGAUAAGAAAUUGGGAAAUUUAUCCCUCUCUUAUCAUUCUGAAGUUUCCAAACCGAUCGUCUUCGAUGACAAUGGGGGUGUUGAAGUUGUUAAGGCCGGAACUCUAGCGGCUUUAGUGGAUCAUCUCACACGCCAUGACAAGCUCGACGCCUCGUUUAAUCGCACAUUCCUCACAACAUACAAAUAUUUCAUAUCAACAAAUGAGCUUAUCCGCCUUCUCAUUGAUCGAUUCGAUGGUAUGUCACCAGAUUUGAAUCCGACUCAAACUCCCGAGUGGUCAAAUCAGAUAAAGCUAUUGGAUUUGCUUGAGAUUAAGGCGUUUGUGUAUCGAAUCAAUGAUGCUUCCGAAGCAGCCGCGGCCCGUCAGCUUCUUUCAAUCGUCCAAUGUCGCCUCGAGGGCGUUGUCAACAUCAAAACAAUCCAACAUUCUUUAUCAAGUGCACCAAAGCCUAUACUCCCAAAGAAUUUGAACAAAUUACAGUUCCUCAAAAUUGAUUUCAAGGAGAUAGCACGGCAGUUGACUAUUAUGGAAUCAUCGAUGUUCGCUAAGAUACAGCGAAGCGAAUUGCUCAACAAGUCAUGGCAAAAGAAAGAUACCUCCGGAGGGCCAGGGCCAGCUCCACACAUUAGGGCUUCGAUCCGAUAUUCAAAUCAAGUGUCAAAUUGGGUAGUUGCCCUCAUAAUUGCGGAAUCGGAACUGAAAAAACGAACCCAAGUUAUUGGGCACCUCAUCAAUGUGGCAAGCGCUUGCCAUGAUCUUCAAAACUAUUCGACCGUUAUCAGUAUUCUAUCAGGCCUGGAAAGCGCCCCAAUAUACCGGCUUGGCCGUACGUGGGCAAUGGUCACCGAACGCAGCUGCAACACAUUGUCACCCCUGCAGGCCAUGAUAUCUAGCACACAGAACUAUCAUGCCUACCGCGAGACUAUUAGAGCCGCAGUACCGCCCUGUAUACCGUUCCUCGGCCUUUUCCUCAAGGACUUAACCUUCAUUGAAGACGGAAAUCCAGGAUUGACCUCUGACGGACUUAUUAAUGUCCAAAAAUACACAAUGCUAGCAUCAACUAUUCAGGAUGUUCAGCGCUUCAAAGAGGCACCAUACUGUUUACAACCGGUCCCUGAAUUGCAAGAAUACCUUGCAACCAAAUUACAAUCAGCUCUUGAGUUGCACGAACUGUGGCCAAGAAGCUGCGAGUUAGAGCCAAGGGGCCGGGGAGAUGAAAGCAGACUUCGAGAUCGAUAUACCGCGACAGGAGGCAAUACGACUUCCAUGGUUGUUGCCUGCAUGGUCAUGGACCAGUGA
Penicillium manginii is the source of this 1311-nucleotide messenger RNA. RefSeq names its product Ras-GEF domain-containing protein. Gene Ontology annotation, molecular function: guanyl-nucleotide exchange factor activity. The transcript has 4 exons. Lineage: Eukaryota; Fungi; Ascomycota; Eurotiomycetes; Eurotiales; Aspergillaceae. The record is from RefSeq and is a predicted model, not a curated record. Gene Ontology annotation, cellular component: plasma membrane. Gene Ontology annotation, biological process: positive regulation of GTPase activity; Ras protein signal transduction. The coding region runs from base 1 to 1311 and encodes 436 amino acids.